This is a messenger RNA of Drosophila busckii, 3411 nucleotides long. RefSeq names its product nucleolar and coiled-body phosphoprotein 1. The transcript has 5 exons. Gene Ontology annotation, molecular function: guanyl-nucleotide exchange factor activity. The record is from RefSeq and is a predicted model, not a curated record. NCBI's taxonomy places the organism in Eukaryota, Metazoa, Arthropoda, Insecta, Diptera, Drosophilidae. Gene Ontology annotation, cellular component: cytoplasm. The coding region runs from base 91 to 3291 and encodes 1066 amino acids.
AAUUUUUUAAUGAGUUAUAAAGCCGGCGGCAAUGCCGAAAUCAAUAAAAAGUGUCCAAGAGUCAAUUAGCAAAUAGUUAUUUUUAUAACAAUGGAUAUACCCAGCACGGGCGCCAUAUUUACGCUGGGCAAAUCCCACUUGGCAGAGAAUACGCAAAGCUAUUUCUAUAUAAAAAACGAUCCGGUUAAACGCUUGAUAUCCGGUCCACAUCAGAGUGCCGUUAUAUGUGAAUCAGGACGUCUUUUUGUUUGGGGCGAGAAUCAUUAUGGACAGCUUGGCAUUGGCGGGCAUGGCAACAAAAAUAACAACAACAAUGGGAAUGGCAAUGGGAAUGGGAAUGGCGAUAUAGUGAGCAAACCCACUUGCGUCAAGUCAUUGAAAACUUUGGGUUUGAAGAUAUGUGAUGCCGCCUAUGGCAAUAAUUGGGCUGUCAUUAUGACGCUCUCCAAUGAGGUUUUCUUUACGGGACGCAAUAUAUUUCCGCUGGACACACAUGUGGCGCAGCAUUUCACCAGCGCUGUGGUGGAGCAGCAGCCAUGCGCCAUCAUACGCAAGCCCUUUCGGCUGGAGGAAUUCGAUGACUAUCUGUCCAAGAACGAGGAGACCGACAACUUUAUCACAGUGCAAGCUGGCAAUGAACACUUUGUCGUGCUGACCACCACUGGGCGUUUGAUUGGCUGCGGCUCGAAUGCCAAGCAGCAGCUGGGCGACUUGGAGCCGGACUAUGAUGGCCAUCCCGUCGAAAUCGUUUUAGAUGCUGCAGUGCAGCAGUUUGCCUGCGGUCCGGAGUCUACUUUGGUGCUUACAGCAAGCGGCAGUUUGUUUCUAACCGGACGCCUUAAUGAGUUUGUCUUUGCCAAGUUCACGGAGCUGCAGAAGAAUCUCUCGGCAACGGAGCAGAUUAUCUUUAUGCACAUCUCGAAGAUUAGCGAAAUAUUUAUUGUUACCAAUGUGGGCAACAUUUAUCGCAGCCACGAGUCGCUGCGCAACAAGAGUUUGGUCUUUCAGCGUUUCUACGACUACGAUAGCGAGGAGAACGGUCCCAUUUGGAAGCUGCUCAAGGGCUUCUCCUUCUACGCAGUGCUUAGCAAGGCCAACAAGUUCUUGACAACCUUCUCUGAGAGCGGUCAUCACUUGAAGACCUUUCGUGAGAUUUCCAAAUUCAAAAAUCUGCGUCUGCUGGACAUUGCUGUGGGAGAUCAGCAUAUACUGGUGCAGGGCAUACCCAGAUCCAACCAACUGUCGGCUACAGUGACCGCAGAGCCGCAUAGUUAUAUGAGUCGCAGCUUUGUGCUGCAGCCGAAGGAUGCAAAUGGCAAUGAGCAGCGCAGCGCCAGCGGCAAAAGUCUAACCAAGCAAAAGGCGCUCAAGGAGCUGGAAACUGAGACACAUGAGGAACUGCAGGCUAUGGGUGGCAGCGUAGCAGCUGCAGCAGGCGCAGGGGUGGCCACGCUGGAGGCUGUCAAGCACAUGAGCAAUGAGGGACAGCAUGAAGAGAAAGUUGAGCCAGCGCAUGAGACGACAGAUGAAGCCAAUGGCAAUGUAAUCCAAGAGCUGGAAAGCGAGCAAAACUUGCAGCAGCAAGCGGAAAAAGUGGAGCAGACAAAGGAAAAUGAACAAGGCGAUAACAGCAAAGCGGAGCAGCAGGAAAUGGAGCCGCCAAAAGAGGAAGCUGCGUCAGUUGCAGCAGUGAAAAGUCCAAAGAAAGUAACAGAAAAUCUAGAUAUGACAUCCACGGCACCACCUGUGGACACACCAGUGAAGCAGCCCACUGACUCAACUGCAUUGGAGUCUUUAGCCAAGCUGCCAACUCCGCCUGCACAUACGCCCACGCCGCCCACGUCGCCCGCAGAAUCUAUGAAGUCAAGCAAAUCUCACGCGCUGGAGCGAAAAGACAGCCAGGAGACAAAGCUGCGACCACACACGCCCUAUCCCGACAGCAGCGCUGCGAGCACGCCGCAAACUGUAAAGCGAACGCCCAUACGCAAUUUUUCAUAUGAGGCAGCGAUGCUGCAUGACGAUAUCGAUCACACCUCGCCGGAAUUGGUCAACAGUCUGGAUACAGUGGAGGAGAAUCCGUUGGGCAUACAGAUAUCCACGCCCACGCCACCCACCGAGGAGGAUGAGCAGCUGGCGGUGGAGAUAACAACCAAAGAGGAUGCCUUGGACAGCAGCAAAGUGAUUAACGAAAUACGUUUUAUUAAUAAUGGCGUCGAUGUCACCGCCAAUGUGAAACAGCAAAUGCCAGAUACGCCGCUGGCUGAUUCCAUUGAAGAGCUGGAAUCGGAUGGUGAACAAAUGCUGCACGAUCUGGAGCAGCAUGUGGACAAAAUUGUGGACGAACAGCAGGCAGCUGUGGCGAAGGCCAGCAUGGGCAUGGGUGAUAGCAUUGAAAAUAAACUGCUGGAGACACGCAACUCAAUACAGACAACAAUGAAGAAGGCAGCCACUGGGGCACGGUCCGCCGUUGAGACAGCUGGUGACCGCAUCUCAACUGGUGCUCGUGAGGCGGUAGAUGCAGCUGGCAAAGGUGCACAGCGCAUGGCAGACGGAGCCAGAGAUGCGGUUGAUGCUGCGGGCAAGAACGCUCAGCGUUUAGCUAGCGAUGCUAUGCAUUCGAUGGAACAGGCGGGCAGCAAUGCAGCUAAAGCGGCUGCUAACACAAGAGAUUCUAUGGGCAAAGCCAUGGACACGGUUACCAACAAGAUAUCCAACGAGGUGCAGGGCGCCAAAGAAAAUAUUUCAUCACUGUUUCAGAUUAAGGCAGCUAAGGAGGUGCAGCUGACGACGACGCCAUCUACCACACCGGAGGAUAUGGAGGUGAAGCGUAACAGUGGUUCCGUUGAGGGCGAGGAGGAUGAGCGGACCACAGCGUCUGUAAACUCGAAUCACAAUUCAGCUGGGAACAGCCAUCCCUUCGAGCCCGCCAAUAGCAAUUUCAACGAAGAGGACAUGGAUCCCCUCGAUGCGGUGGUGGAGCGCGGCAAGAAAGCUAUGCAGGAUGAACUACGGGCCUUGGAAGAACAGCGCUCUCAAUCUCACCUUCAGAAGCCGGGACAAAAAGAUAAAGAAGGAGCGGAGCAAAGCAAGGGAUUUGUCCAGCAAAUACUAGAUGGCAUGCGCCUAUCAUGCCGUAACGAAAAAGCUGUUCAAAUUGAGGAUGAGCCACCGCCGCAAACGCAGCCCGCGCAGCCUCCACACUACAGCAAAAACAAAGUUAAUAGCGAGCUGAGUUUGCAGAACGGUCACAAUGGGGAACAGCAAUCGUCCCGUGUAUGCACUAUCUUAUAAGAAUCGCACUUUGAGCACAGCAAUAUCCAGAACUUUUAUAAACAAUUGCAUUUGAUUAAAAAUAAACUUGCAAUUUCAAUUUCGGAUUAAAGGCAACAAUUUUUAUUCUACUUGAUGACA